AAUAAAUAAAUUGUACUUUAAAUUGUAAUCUUUUCUCUGGCUGGCUGUUUAAGUGCUCUCUUUGGAUGUUAAGCAGCUGCUGCACCCAAGUCAGCCUUGAUCACUAAAAGAAUCGGCCAAGGCUCCACAGAACGUCGUGUUCCUGAGCAAAGAUGCUAGCGAGUUUAGGGGUGGGUUUUUUGUUGUUGCUGGGAAGGCAAGGAGACAGAGACGGCCAGGGAUUUCUUAUCUUGUUAGUGCAUUCCUCAGAUGCCUAUGUUAGCUGGUGCUAAGCCAGGCUGAAGGCAGGAGAUGGGAACUUGGUCUCCCUGUGAGUGACAGGGACCCACAUACUUAGGCAAUCACCUCCUGCCUCCUGGGGUGCAGCUGAGCCAAGGCGUGGGAAUGAGGAGCAGCUGAACUCAACCCUUGGGCUUCCAAGGCAGCUUAACAGCUACACCACAUAUCUGCCCACGCUAGGGGAAUUAAAUGUGGGGGUUUUUUUUCUAAUGGAAAAUUUCAACUUCCAGUGGGUUUUUAUUCAAAUAUAACCCCAUUGUAAUUGAGGAACAGCUGUAUAUUAAAAUGCAGGACAGAAUUGUAAACAUUUGGUUUUGGUACAGGAAGGGGGUCUCUGAGAGUGUCGUCUUUGUACUCUUCCGAUACAAAUCACAGAGAAUGAGACUCACUCCAGGCACUUUGUGAUGGAUCCAGGCAUCGUUAUCCCAGGCAGGUGUGCUUUUUUGGUGCUACUGAGUCUGGAAUUUCCAACCUACUCUUCUGAAAGUUGCUCAGCAUCUCUGUAUCCUGGGUCCCUUAAGGUCAGUAAUUGUUCCAUCAAGGGGCACUGCCCAGAGGUUCAAUGACACAGAGCAGGUGUUAUAUAAGCCUUGGUAUUCCUUAGCCAAAGAAGGGAGCUACCAUUGCUUACUCUUCCAAUUGCUUAUUUGUCUUGUUUCUGUCUGACCUCAGGUUUCUAGAGGUGGGCACCAAGUAGCCAGAGAAGCAGGGCCAAACAGAAAUCGAACAUCUGGUUCCCAGCCUAGCACAUCAGAGGAUCAAGAGUGACCAGGGCCCUCAACUCUGCAGCCCAGGCUUUGAACGAACAACAGAAGUUCUCAAUGAUGACAGAGGAGAAUCUAGACAGUGAAACAAAGAGGGGAGGAAGCCCUUUGGAGCCAGAAGCUACAUCGAAGCCAGAGGCCUUCCCGGGACCCUUCCAUCUGCCUGAAUGUGGGCUGGCAGAGAGCGUCCAGAAGGAGACCAAUGUGCUCUGGGAACCAGGCCAGGAAGGGAGGCUGGAAAGAGGCCCCAGGGAUGAGAUGGUGUCUGAGCAGCCGACCCUGCAGGUGGACGAGGCGGCGGAUGUGGUGCAGGACAUCAGGAAGAGAGACAACUGGUGGAAUGCAUGGGUGCAGAAGCCAGUCACCUAUGAGGAUGUGGCAGUAGACUUCACGCAGGAAGAAUGGGACUGUCUAGAUGCCAGCCAGAGGGCCCUGUACCAGGAUGUGAUGGCAGAAAUCCGUAGGAACCUGGCAUCUGUGGCCAGCAUCUUUCUGACUAAACCAAAUGUUAUCACCAACUCUGAACCAAAAGAGGAAUCGCAGAGAGCUGCUGUCUGUCCCCCGAACAGCAGAGGCCUCAUUUCAGGGGACAAGAAGGAAGAACUUCAAGAGCAAGGACAGAGUCAAAGAGAGAGAGAGGAGGGAAAGAGCGAUGACAUGGCAUCCCUUGCUUGCACAAGCAGAGACCAGAGUCCACCUUCUGCACCAGCUGGGUCUCCGGACAAGACCCCAGUGUUGCCAACAUCCCAGGCUGGGUCACCCUUCUCCUGUCUCACCUGCGGCAGAAGUUUCAGCAAGAGCUCUUACCUGCAGAGCCACCAAUUUGUUCACAGCCCCAAGCCCACUAACAGCUGUAGCCAGUGUGGGAAGCUGUUUCGGAACCCCAAGGCCCUCAGCUACCACAGACGCAUGCAUCUUGGGGAGCGGCCCUUCCGCUGCCCGCUGUGCGACAAGACUUACUGUGACGCAUCUGGCCUGAGUCGUCACCGCCGCGUCCAUCUGGGCUACCGGCCCCAUUCAUGCCCCGUGUGUGAAAAGAGAUUCAGGGACCAGUCUGAGCUCAAACGUCACCAAAAGAUACAUCAAAACCAGGAACUGGUAGCUGGGAAUCAGGAGCAACCGGUGAGGACUCUGGACACUGAGGCUGGAUUUCAGGUUCCCAUUGUCAGAAAACAGAGGCUUGUGGAUACAAACCAGGCACCAGAGCCCAGGGCCCAAGAACGUGCAUUUAGAACCCAGGGUCCUGUGACCAGGAACCAGGUGAUCACUAGAGGAAAUCAGACAGCAGUUGCUACAGCCCCAGAGCCUACAUGUGGGACCCAGGCAUCUGGCACCAGCUCCCCCCACCUGGAUACCAGACCCAACACCUUCCCAGGGAAGCCCUCAAAAUUCAAAAUCUUCAUUUGCCCCAAUUGCCCCUUGAAUUUUAACAAGAAAUCACAUCUUUCUAGACACCAGCAGACCCACUUUCCGGAGCGGCCCAGCCGUUGCUUCCACUGUGGCAAGUGUUUCGGCUCAGUUUCUAGACUGGUGGAGCACCAGCAGGUGCACUGGACACAGAAGAUCUAUCGGUGCCCCAUUUGUGACGUGUGCUUUGGGGAGAAAGAGGCCCUCCUGGGUCACUGGAAGAACUCUAAGAACCAGGAACGGUUCCUGGGAAGCUCCCCUCAAUGCUGGGUGGUCCUGAGCCAGUGGCUUGGCUUUUCUCAAUCUGCCUCGCCUUUAGUUGUCAAAGACCAGAAGCCUGGAAGAAGCGAAUCUCCUAGAAUACAAACUCACAGGGGUGGGGAGGCGAGCAAGAACGUGUGCAAAUGAGACGAGGCCUAGGAGGAGGCAAGGGGCUGGCAACGCACAGAAACAAUGUUUUCUGAGGGUUGACCUUGUCUUUACUGUUCCUGAGAACUGACCACUGGGGUCAGCAGGGAGAGAGGUGAGCAGGGAACGAAAGCAGUAUCAAAAAGGAAAAGCAGGUGUGCGCGUGGAAGUUUGUGUUAUUAAUAAUUAGCACCUAAUUUGUUUCUCCAUGUCUGAUAGACCAUCAGGUCGUAAUCAUUGAGUGGGACAGUGGAUAAUCCGACAGGUGUGAAGAUGGAGAAAAGAGAUGAGAAGAGGGAAAGAGUGAGGUCUCCAUGGGGGAAACGGAAGGGUAGUAUUCCAAAGCGAAUGUGUUGCCACCUCCCAGCCUUCACCCACCUCAGUCCUUGCUAGGUGCUCAGGCAACAUGGAGCUCUGGCCAGCGUUUCGUGGGUUUCUCCCCAUCUCUGGUUUUUGGUCGGGGGUUCUCAGCCCACUCAGCUGUUCCAGACGUUUUGGGCCCUUCCCAUACUUCCCAGGUCUGCCCAGUGAGGGCUGUGAUCUUGGGAGGAGGAGCAAAGCUGACACCUGGUCUCUAUUUUGUGGCUGACAGCCUCCCCACUGCCCUCUUACUCCAGCACAGGUGUGCUCUGAAGUGGGCAGAGCACCUUUUGGAUUUGGCCAGAGAGCUUCCAGGUAGAAGAGUGCAGAGUGGAGCAGGAGGAUAUGGGUGGAAAAAAGAAGUGGGCGAGGGUGAGAGGGUGGAAAAAGAUGACAAAUGAAGGGAAAAUCUGUUCUAUUUGGAGUUCCUGUUUCUGGAAAUGUUGAUUGGGAUGCUCCCAUAGUGAACAGGCCUGUGAAUGUGCAGCUUGAUGGAUGAGACAUCUCAAGGUCCAUCCCUGGACCAACCAGGCUCUCUGCGAUCCCUGGCAAGAUGGGAUGUCACUCAGAAGGGGUUUCCUAGAAGAAGGAGAAAACAAUCUGGAAAAACCUGUUCUGUUUAUAGCAGCUCAAUUCUCAAUAGCAAAGAUAGAUCAACCUCGGUAUCCAUCAAUUGAUGACUAGAUAGAGAAAAUGUAUUUUAUGGAAUGUACUUAGCCAUAAAAA
Messenger RNA from Ochotona curzoniae (black-lipped pika), 3944 nucleotides. RefSeq names its product ZFP57 zinc finger protein (gene ZFP57). Gene Ontology annotation, molecular function: DNA-binding transcription repressor activity, RNA polymerase II-specific. Lineage: Eukaryota; Metazoa; Chordata; Mammalia; Lagomorpha; Ochotonidae. Gene Ontology annotation, biological process: negative regulation of transcription by RNA polymerase II. The record is from RefSeq and is a predicted model, not a curated record. The transcript is spliced from 4 exons. Bases 1101 to 2858 code for a protein of 585 amino acids.